This is a messenger RNA of Rubroshorea leprosula, 460 nucleotides long. The record is from the annotation of a GenBank genome assembly. Lineage: Eukaryota; Viridiplantae; Streptophyta; Magnoliopsida; Malvales; Dipterocarpaceae.
GAAAUAUAUGAUAUAACUUAUGGAUAAACAAUUAGUGACAUAUGGAGGAUUUUUGCAAAACUGAUGGAAAAACAAGGCUGAGAAAUAAAGGAGAGGCAUCAUGCGGACAUACAGAAGGAAAAUUGCAGAAGAAGAAAAGAAGUGGAGGAGAAAUGCUCGGUCUGUGGUGGGUGGAGGUGGUGGGAGUAUAUAUAGACUCUUCAGCAACAUAUUUCAUGUUGCUAAAAUAUUUGCCCUCCAAUCAGCAACAUGUUCCAUGUUGGUAAAAGGUUUGCCUUCCAUUUAGCCUCAUAGCCCCAUGUUGCUAAAAUGUGUUCAAAUUUUAAAAUCCAAGCUUAUCACCGACGUGUACCAUAUUGGUAAAACUUUCAUUUGCCAUCUAUCGCCAAUUUCUUGAUUCAUAUAUACUUCAAAACUCAUUUUUUAAAAUUCAAUUUCUUAAUAAAUUUUUAUUCCUUUA